AACGCACGCUUUGAGUUUGUUGUCGAAUUUUUACUUUGGGCUUUAUGAUAACUGUUAACUCUACGAGCCUUCAUUUGAAAUUUGUUAGCAGUUGUUUGACUGUUUCUCAAACUUGACAAAUGCGCCUCCAAAAUCUUAUCCUUUGCUUAAUAAUAAUAUGCGUUUCUUUGUGUCCGCAAUGCACGUAUUCGUUGAGCGCAGGUGUGCCUGAGGGAUCGGCAAUCGGGACGCGGAUUGAUACUGCACCGGGAACCGGCUGGUCGUCGCCCGGCGUGGACAGCAGCGGUCAGACUGUGGAUAUUCCACUGGAUAUCGCGUCACCAUCGGGACGUUCCGCCGGUGGACCCGCUGCGAAAAACGAUAUUCAGGCACCGGAAGUGUCGGUACCCAUGGCCAACGGAUCAGCAUCUGCCAGUUCAGGAGGAAAGCCACGUUAGAAAAUCAUGGGAUCGUAUCCAGCUGUUGAAAACAAGAAACAAUGGAACAACAUUAAUUUCCUCCAGUUUAAUUGUUAUAGGAAUAAAUAUGUAUACUUCUAAGUUCUAUGCAAUGUCCAUGGCGCUGUUAGACGCGUAUACUAUUAUAGCGGCUACAAUCGCCGUUACGUUACAAGUUAGAAUUGCAAAUUUUAUGGAAUAUAGAUAUUCGGACAUGCAUGAGAUAUGUAUAAAACUUAAAAUUAUGUUGUGGACAAUGCAAAAUUCACUGCACUUGUAUAAUAUAGAUUGUACGAGCA
This is a messenger RNA of Paramacrobiotus metropolitanus, 736 nucleotides long. RefSeq lists its product as uncharacterized. The record is from RefSeq and is a predicted model, not a curated record. NCBI's taxonomy places the organism in Eukaryota, Metazoa, Tardigrada, Eutardigrada, Parachela, Macrobiotidae. The transcript has 3 exons. The coding region runs from base 120 to 437 and encodes 105 amino acids.